This is a messenger RNA of Glycine soja, 333 nucleotides long. RefSeq names its product classical arabinogalactan protein 9-like. Lineage: Eukaryota; Viridiplantae; Streptophyta; Magnoliopsida; Fabales; Fabaceae. The transcript has a single exon. Bases 1 to 333 code for a protein of 110 amino acids. The record is from RefSeq and is a predicted model, not a curated record.
AUGGUAGCAUCUCCUCCGUUUAAAGCUGCUGCUCCAGCUCCAGCAAUCACUCCUCCGGUGGCAACACCUCCUGCGGCCACUCCUCCUACGGCUACACCUCCUGCUGUGACACCUGUGAGCUUGCCGCCAGUGCCAGAUCCAAUGAGUUCUCCACCAUCGCCUGUUCCGGUGAGCUCUCCCCCUGCACUGGCACCGACAACUCCGACACCCGUGGUAGCACCCAGCGCUGAGGUCCCCACUCCCAAGUUGAAGAAGAAGACGAAGAAGAAUAAGAAGCACACUGCACUAGCAUCGUCGUCGGCAUUGCUUGACCCUCCCACUCCUCCGAUAUGA